UUUUUUCCAUUUGCAUUUACGUUAGCGGUCGCCUCAAUCUUAGCAAAUAUUUUCAGAUAAUUAAUUUACGAAAUACCUUAUAAUAUAUCGAAUACUGUGAUUUGAAUUUUUUUCCUAUUGCUUUUAAAUUUAUUUUAGAAAAAAUCUGCUGUCAUUCGCUUUUAUUGGGAAAUAAUAAAACUUUGAAGUGAUACGAUUAGUGAAUUAUAAGCUUCGAUUCCUUUUCUCUAGGAAUUUCUGUACGGACAAUUCAUUUGUAAAAAUGGCACUAAAAUUCGCAGCUAACCUCAGCUUUAUGUUUACUGAGUGCCCUAAUUUACUUAGCCGUUACCAAUUAGCCAAGGAAGCUGGGUUUCAUGCAGUGGAAAGUGGAUUUCCUUUUGGUUACACUGUUCAGCAGGUUCAAAAUGCAAAAAGAAAUGCAGAUAUUGAGCAAGUCCUGAUAAAUGUUUUUACUGGAGAUGUCACUAAAGGUGAAAUGGGUUUCGCUGCUAUUCCUGGUGAUGAAGCGAAAUUUAAAAAUAGUAUUGAACUUACUAUCGAUUAUGCUAAGGCAUUAAAUUGCAAAAAAAUUCAUGUGAUGGCAGGAAUCGUUGAAAACCCUACGGCAGAAAACGAUACAGUCUACGAGUCAAAUUUACGUUUUGCAGUUGAAAAAUUUAAAGAAGAAGGAAUUAUUGGUAUCAUUGAGCCUAUCAAUAAAUACGCGCGUUCAAAUUAUUAUUUGAACUGUUUUGAUAAAGGUAUUGAAAUUGUAAAGAAAAUUAAUAGCCCACAUUUAAAAUUAAUGUGUGAUAUUUUUCAUCUGCAACACAUCCAAGGAAAUAUUACAAAUUUUAUGAAAGACAAUUUGCAGUAUAUUGGACACAUACAAAUUGCACAAGUUCCCAAUAGGAAUGAGCCCGAUACGAUGGGGGAGUUAGAUUAUAAAUAUAUUUUUUCAUUAAUAAAAGAAAUUGGGUACAAUGGUCACAUUGGUUUAGAAUACAAACCCAAGACAACAACAAUGGAAGGAUUGAAGUGGGUUAAAAAUUUUGGUGAAAAUUUAUAAAAAAAAAAAAAAAAAACGUUUUAUUUUAUCAAUAAAUAUUUUAUAAAAUUAUAACUUUUUAUGAGAAUUAAAUAAUCUAAUACAAAUAACAAUUAAAAAAAUCAUUUCAGUUGUUUUUUUUAAUUUAUACAUUUUUGAUUAAUUGGAAAUAAUGAA
Messenger RNA from Microplitis mediator, 1207 nucleotides. RefSeq names its product putative hydroxypyruvate isomerase (gene Gip). Gene Ontology annotation, molecular function: hydroxypyruvate isomerase activity. Gene Ontology annotation, biological process: glyoxylate metabolic process. NCBI's taxonomy places the organism in Eukaryota, Metazoa, Arthropoda, Insecta, Hymenoptera, Braconidae. The record is from RefSeq and is a predicted model, not a curated record. The transcript has 6 exons. Bases 263 to 1051 code for a protein of 262 amino acids.